Molecule: messenger RNA, 1127 nt
Organism: Cucumis melo (muskmelon)
Lineage: Eukaryota; Viridiplantae; Streptophyta; Magnoliopsida; Cucurbitales; Cucurbitaceae
Product: WEB family protein At3g51220
Exons: 2
Coding region: 123-815 (230 amino acids)
Source: RefSeq, a predicted model, not a curated record
CUCCCCACACAAAUACACACAUAUAUCCCCCCAUCCAUAUUUUUCCACUCCCACUGCUUUAAUUAAUUAUUCAUUUCCAAAAGCUCUCCGCCCGCCCGGAGAGGUUUCUUCAGCCGCGGAACAUGGACGGAGAACACGGUGGCGGGCGGCUGAUUGUGAGGGGUAGAGCGGAGAUCGAUACCAGAGCGCCGUUCAAGUCGGUUAAGGAGGCAGUUAUGUUGUUCGGAGAAAGAGUUCUGGUUGGGGAAAUUUAUUCCAAUAAAAUAAAGGAAAUGGCGGAAGGAGGACAAUCUCAAACUAGAAUAGGCGUCUUAACCGCGGAGCUAGAAGGAACAAAGGAAAGUCUAGAGAAAGCCAAAGAAGAGAACGGAGUACUAUCAUUUUGCCUCCAAUCUCUCACAGACGAGCUCGAGCGAACCAAACAAGAACUUGAAAAACUCAAGUCAAUAGAACACCAAAGCCCGCACCGAUGUGAUGAUCAUCGUCAUCUGCUUUCACUAGCCAUGACAAUGCAUCCCGACGUGGACGAAGAUCUCAAGUUCGUAGAGAAUGAAAAAGCAAACAACAAAAAUAACAACGAAGAAGAAACGAAUAAGAAUAACAAUGCAAUAAUAUUGCAAAAUAGGAGAAGUGUGAAAUUUGCAAGUCCUCCUGAAUUGGACCGAAUCAUGGUUAAUAAGAACGAGGAAUCACUGUUGGCUCAAAAACCAUCGUUAUUAUCACCUCCAGGUUCGUCUUCGGUUAAAAGAUUGAAGAAAAAGGGUUUGGUUCCUUUGAUUGGAUGGCUUUUCGCUAAAAAGAAGGGAAAUCAUUAAGAAGUUUGAUUUUAUAUAUAAGAGUUUAAAUUUGAUUUCGGAAUCUAUAGAUCAUAUGAUUAUUUUGGCAUGCAAAUUCAAAUUGGUUUUUGUAUGUCCUUUUAAUCUUGGGUUUUGCAUGCUUACGAUUUUGAAUGUGUGUACUGUAUUGAGUUUUCACAUUGAAUAAAAAUGUUUUGAUAAUUUUCUUGUUUGGUUCGGUGUCUUUAUUAGAUUAGUUACUCGUCAAAGGUGCCCCAAGAUCAAAAAGGUCUAAAAUUUUGAUGAAGUCAUAAUUUCACAAAAACAUUACUAAAAUGUUGUGUUGAAUGA